Molecule: messenger RNA, 1494 nt
Organism: Talaromyces amestolkiae
Lineage: Eukaryota; Fungi; Ascomycota; Eurotiomycetes; Eurotiales; Trichocomaceae
Exons: 3
Coding region: 1-1494 (497 amino acids)
Cellular component (GO): mitochondrion
Molecular function (GO): metal ion binding; alcohol dehydrogenase (NAD+) activity
Source: RefSeq, a predicted model, not a curated record
AUGACUAUUCCCGCCAUCAGGGUAGCUCCCUCCGCUGCCAAUCGUGCACUAUCCCUUCUCCGCACCAUCCAAUUCACCCAUCCMCCCAAUUGUCCCUGCCACACCAACCCCGGCCACCACCAUCACCACCAGCGCCAACAAAUCAGCCUCGCCAAUAAUGUACGCCGACACCUCGCUACUCCGACCGACCCUUCGCAGCAGAAGGAGUACGCCUUUGAGAUGGCUGCGUCCAGUAUCCGAUUCGGACCUGGUUCAACCAAGGAAGUCGGUAUGGACUUUAAGAACAUGGGCGCGAAGAGGGUCUGUAUCGUGACGGAUACGAAUGUGGCUCAAUUGGAUGCUAUGAAGCAGGCUACCGAGGGUUUGGCGAGAGAGGGUGUGGAAUUCACCGUGUUUGAUAAAGUCCGCACUGAGCCAAAGGAUAGUUCAAUCAAGGAAGCCAUUGCUUUUGCUAAACCUUAUAACCCUGACGCAUUCCUGGCUGUUGGCGGCGGUUCCGUCAUCGACACCGCCAAAUUAAUGAACCUGUACACUGUCUUCCAUGACGCCGACUUCCUCGACUUUGUCAACGCCCCCCUCGGCAAAGGUCUCCCCAUCACCAAGCCCUUAAAACCACUCGUAGCCGUUCCCACCACUGCGGGAACAGGCUCCGAAACCACCGGUACAGCUAUCUUCGACCUCGUAUCCAAAAAGGCCAAAACAGGCGUUGCGCAUCGCGCGCUCAAACCUACUCUGGGAAUCUGCGACCCUUUGAACACACGGACCAUGCCCAGUGCCGUCCACGCCUCCUCCGGUCUCGACGUUCUCUGCCAUUCCCUCGAGUCAUACACCGCUAUUCCAUACUAUGAGCGCAAACCCCGUCCAACAAACCCCAUUAACCGCCCCGCUUAUCAAGGUGCAAACCCUAUAUCAGAUAUUUUCUCCCUAAACGCCCUCCGUAGCACAGUCAAAUACCUCCCUCGCGCCGUCAGGGAUCCCGAGGACUUCGAAGCACAGGAACAAAUGCUACUCGCCGCGACACUCGCGGGUGUCGGAUUCGGUAACGCCGGUGUCCAUUUGUGUCAUGGUAUGAGCUACCCGAUCUCCGGUCAAAACCCAGGCUACAAACACGCGGGCUACGCGGUUGAUCACCCCAUCAUCCCGCACGGCGUCUCGGUCGCGGUCACCGCGCCCGCCGUGUUCAAAUUCACGGGCGCCUCAAAUCCAGACCGCCAUCUCGAAGCCGCCGCUGCAUUCGGCGUGGAUGUCUCGAACAUCAAGCGCGAGAGCGCCGGUGAAGUUCUGAGUGAGGCAAUUGCGAAAUUCCUGGUUGGGUUGGGUGAUCAGCCGCGCGGCUUGAAGGAUUUGGGUUUUGGUUCGGGGGAUAUUGAUGGGUUGGUGGAAGGGACGAUUCCGCAGAAGAGAGUCUUAAUGUUGGCACCUAGUUUGAGUGAGGAGUUGAAUGCUGAGAAGGAGGAGUUGAGGGCCUUGUUUGAGGAGUCGAUGGAGUAUUAG